UUAUAUAAUAUAAUAUUUGAAAGUUGCCCCAAAUCCAUCGCAGAUAUCUAAUCUACUUCAUGUAUUUGGAUAAGCUAAGCGGCGACUCGGUCAAAACUUCGUUUCAGCUAUUUAAUUUAUUUCUAUUUGUCUAGCUUAAGACCACAUACUUUUGCAGAGUUGUGUACAUUUUCAAAUGAUUGUAGAUUUAUCGUCCUUUUUUCUGCUGUUUACUAAUAUACAUAUGUACAUACAUAUAUGAUAAUUGAAAAAGGUCCUCAAAGGAAAGACGAAAUAGAUAAUUUCCCUUUAUACACAAGCAUAUGUGGUGGGGUAAGGGUAAUUGGAAUGAACGCUGAAACCCAAGACGAGCGUAAAGUUGACAAGGUGGGAAAUAAGUUUCAAAACUGUGUACGUACAUUUCCAUACGAAAUCGCACAGGGAACGCAGAGUGGAAACUGACCGAGUCCGAGUACAGAGCUGAUAAAUGAGAGAACUAGCGUUGAAAUUGCGCAUAUUAUACAAUUGAUUUUUUGAUUGAUUACAUGUAAUUUUGAAAAUAUGGAUAUUAAUAGGUGAAGUUUUCUCUCGUCCUGCUCUAGAGGAUCAAAAAAAAAAAUUAUCAUAAUAGAAUAACAAUUAAAAAUCUAUCGAUAAAUCAACCUUAUCAAGAAUUUAAUUGAAUGUUUCGAUUUUCAUUCGCGUAUAUUCAAUAAACUUUUACGGAUAACGUCUUAAAUCUCUAUACAUAUGAUGAAAUUCACCAAAUUCAUUCUGUUUUGUAUUUAUAGGAUGCUUUCCAAACUCUUUUUUCUUUAAAAAAAUAUUUAACACAGGGCUGGAAGCAAAAUAUUCGUCAUCUGAGGAAUCCAUGUCUUAAUUUUCAUUUGUACAAGUAUAAGCACUAAUAAAAUUACUAGCUUAAUAAGCAAAUACGAGUAAAAUAGCAUAUUACGCGUGGAAUUCAGCGCAAAUCAAAAUCAGUUUUGCGCUCUGCUCAGCUUUCAGCGUCCACUCUGCAAAUUAUAAAAUGGGCAUGGUUAAAUCCAAUCCAUCCGCGAGUUUUAUCUAAAUAUGUAUCUUCAUUGAUCCAUUCUUCAAAAACGUAAUUGGAUUUUUGCUGUUACAUCAGACAUACGAUUAGGCUAUAACUACCACAUAUUAUUACGAGUAAAGAGACUAAGGAAUAAUAUUUUUCACAAUAUCUCAUUUGACUAACUUUGUUGGAAUCGAUGAUUUGGGCAUGCGAUGUGCAAACCAGCUUCGCGGCUACGGCGCCACGAGAUUUCACAGCACUCGAGUAUAAACAUACGCAUAUAUGUCUGUAUGUAUGUAUUUAUAUAUGUAUAUGCCUGAAUGUGUUCACGCAUAAAUGUACAUAUGUAUGUAUGUAUGUAUCCCUUUUGCCUGUGCUAUGUUUUUUUUAUUGUUUAUUUUGUUUUCAUUGUAUUAAAGUGGAAUCAAUUUCAUUCCUCGCAGUUCAUUACUUCGCGUGAUACAUAUGUGCAUACUAAUCCAAAUACAAAUGCAAUCCCAAUCAAAUUCGCUAUUAUAAGAACAUAAAAAACAAAUAAGAAGCAGAAAGCUACCGUGAGAAAACAAGUGUAAAAUAGUAAAUCAGCAAAUCGUGUCGCGGAUACUUUUAGCUGCAUUUUCCUAGAAAGACAAAGCUUGGACAAAUCGAUUACAAAUUAACUACACCGGAGUAUUGGCGACUUCUGUCAUAUGAGUUUUGUCUGCAGAAUUCUUAAAUUCCUGAAGUGUUUGCGUUAGAAUAGCAGAAACAGCAGCUAUCGCAGUUACUCAUACAUACAUAUGUACGUCAAAUAGCAGCCAAAUCGAACACAGCAUUGUCAAUAUGGAGUAAACUGCACGUGUCUUGUACUGUAAAUAGAAAUAAAACAGCACAGGAAAAGGUCUAACACUGUGCAAUAAUUUUGUAAACUUCUAAUUUCUUCGCUAAAGUGAUCAAAGCAACAAUAUGCCAUAUUUUCCAAAUAUAAAUAAAAAUCAACAUGUUAAAAUGACAAGUAGCAACACGUCUUUAGACAACACAUCUGAUCAAGAUUACAGCGAAUUUCUAAAUGAGUAUCAGACGAAUUCGCCACAUAAUGAACCUGAAGCACAUUAUGAAGAGGGUGAAUUGGAAGCUGAAUGGCUGGUGGCCGCUGGUUUUCCACAGCUCAUAAAACCAUUUGAGCAGGGUCUCGAGUUGCGAACUUCAGAAUUGCAACCGAUAUUAGCUUCACUCUCUAUGCCUCACGCUGAAGCAAUCAAACAACGCGUUCGGGCGCUGAAUCACACAGUAAGAGGUCGGACGAAAAAUCGUCAGAAACGCAAACCUGAUAUUAGAGACGUCUUUCGGGAUUUCGAUGAGUCCAGUACAGGAACACGAUCUCGUAGUGCUACUCCUGACUCCUUAGAUUCUAUCCACGGAGACGAAGUUUGGGGAAACGCAUCCAUACCAAGCUUUGUGAGCAUUUUCGAUCACGGAUCUGUUGCAGACUCAGGAAAUGGCCAUCAGACAUUACAAUUAGGCAAAAAUCAAAAACAGCGACUUCGUCGGACACCAAGUGCUCCACUUAAAGGUUCGCAAGACAUUUUUCGAGGUUCACACGUUCGCUGUGAUAUUCCCAUGUUUGCUGCAGAGGGCAUUGAAUUGUUAGGAUUUUCUCGUAUCGGCACCAUCCACAUCCCACGAAAUCGUUCUGGAUCGGAUCCAUCCUGCUCAGUGGGUCGUGUACACGGUCAACUUAUACAAUAUUCAAACAGUGAUAACAACGCUUCAGGAGAAUCGAGUGACGAAUGUCUCUCUAAUACUGCGCAUCUGUCGAGCUCAUACUCUUCGGAGACCUCUCCGCAAAAAAUACAUUUGGACACCCCCCCACAAAGUGUACAGAACUCGCCUUCUUCUAGGGACGGCAUUAGUUUUGAAAAUAUGUGCCGUCAGACUUCUAGUCAGGAUGAAGUGGAUGUUGUUGAUAGUAAUGACGCUUCAAUGGAAAUUCGUACAGAUAUAGAUACUAUCAACGAAACAGAUUUAAAACGUCUUCAAGCUGUUUUUUGGUUAGAACUAGCUGCAUUAUUCGAUCGAAAUCAUGUUUCGCUUGAUAAGCGGAAACCAUUUAAAAGACGUCGAAAAGAAGAGGGUAACCUCUUUGGAGUUUCUUUAAAUGCUCUUAUACGACGUGAUCAGCAAAUAACAGGUAGAGACUCUACGUUGGUGCCAUUGUUUUUAGAAGGUCUUCUAGAGGAACUUAAGAAGCGGGGUGCUAAAGAGGAAGGUAUUCUGCGCGUGGCUGGACACAAGCAAAAGACUGAAAUAAUUUACCAUGAGCUAGAGUCGACUUUUUAUCAGAAGCCGAAAAAGUUUCUGCAACUAUUAAGUUUAACUAGUGUGCAUGAUCUAAGUGCCCUACUCAAGCGAUGGUUGCGGGAGCUACCUCAACCACUGCUCACGAAUGAACUAAUUCAACUUUUCUAUCAAUGCCAUGCUUUACCACCAGCGGAUCAAGCAAAGGCUUUAUCUAUUGUCGUUCAGAUGCUACCACAUGAAAAUCGAAACACAUUGCGAACAUUGAUACGUUUUCUGAACAACAUUAUUGUACAAAAAGAUUACAAUAAAAUGAAUAUGCACAAUGUUGCAACAAUAAUUGCACCAUCCUUUUUUCCGCCACGUUACAUACACCCAACGGACAAAAAUAGUAUUGAGGAACAAGUUAAAAUGGCUGCACAGUGCUGCCGUCUUACCAAUAUGCUGAUAACGCGUGGAGAGGCGUUAUUUCAAGUGCCAAAUAGUCUAAUAGAAGAAUCCAAAUCAAACAAAACACGACAGGGUAAACGUAUUUUACAUAGACGAGUCAAGGCCACAACAUCACUACUUCAUCCAAGCAGUGGUAACUGCAGUACUCCUGGGGACACUAGCCACCAUCAUACCCAUUUACAAUCGAAUCACCAGCCACGUAGUCAUGUUGUCAACGUGAUGACAGUGGAUGGCAAUACCACGGUAAAACGUCAACAGUCAAUAAACCCAAGUCAUGUACAUCGUCUAAUCAUUUGACUCUUAUGGUAAAGGAAUAUAAUAGUUGAUCUAGCUGUAUUACAUCAAAAGGGGAAUCUUUUAAGCCUAUGCAUAGAAUUACAAGAAAAUUUUUCAGAUUUUUAAUCGGAAUAAAUGUUAAAAACUAGCUUUAAAGAUAUGAAGAAAAAACAAUCUUUGCCACAUUUUACUUUCCACUAUUUAGAAAUUAUAUAUUUUAGUAACUGGUUUUUGACAUCGAGAUUAAAAAUUUUAAAACACAAAACACAAUUUGUAUGUCUGUAAAUAUAUAUUUGGUCCUUUUACACAAAUAUAUGAUAUCUUUGUACGAUACGUAAUUCAACAUAAUGUCACAAUUAAAAUAGUCAUCGGUGCAUGUUGUGUCGUGAAUAUGAGAAAUUCAUAACUUGUGCUCUAAAUAUAUAUAGAUAUAUAAAAGAUAUACAUUAUACAUAUAUGCAAAUACAAACUAAUACGUAGAUACACAUGUACGCUUAAAUAAAAAAAGGGAAAAUUUUUAAA
Molecule: messenger RNA, 4540 nt
Organism: Bactrocera oleae (olive fruit fly)
Lineage: Eukaryota; Metazoa; Arthropoda; Insecta; Diptera; Tephritidae
Source: RefSeq, a predicted model, not a curated record